Sorex araneus (European shrew) is the source of this 2469-nucleotide messenger RNA. RefSeq names its product TNF receptor superfamily member 17 (gene TNFRSF17). NCBI's taxonomy places the organism in Eukaryota, Metazoa, Chordata, Mammalia, Eulipotyphla, Soricidae. Bases 533 to 1057 code for a protein of 174 amino acids. The record is from RefSeq and is a predicted model, not a curated record. Gene Ontology annotation, biological process: tumor necrosis factor-mediated signaling pathway. The transcript is spliced from 3 exons. Gene Ontology annotation, molecular function: signaling receptor activity.
AAAAUACAAGGGCCUGCUCUUAUUAAUCUCCUUGUCACUACAUAGCCCAGCUGGUUUUUGUUUUGUUUUGAUUUUUGUGAGGAAGGGGGCAUACCUGGCGAGGCUCAGGGCUCCCUCCUGGCUCCCCACUUGGGAAUUACUCCUGGCAGUGCUUGAGGGACCAUAUAACACGCCAGGGAUGGAAUCUGCUCCUGUAGCCCAGCUCUGACACGCUGAGCGUCUUAGCCCAGUGAGGAUGCUCAGCGUGAGGCCUCCGGCUUGUCUGUCUCUCGCAACUGCCACCUGCCUGAGAUCUCUUCUCUAUAAAUAAGCAGUUUCCGGUUCACACCGCCUGGGCGGCAUAGUCUUAGGAGCUGGAGUUAGAGUUGUAUUCAAAUCCUCCACCGCAAGGAGCCGGCCACCGGCCAUUGAGAUGGAUUUCCUGGUCCCUCCGGUGUCCUCGCUGCCCGGGGAAUUCUCCAGGAGGCGAUGACUUGUCCCUCCAAGCUGUUGGUUCUGUGGUUUCUGUGUUUCUCCCGAGAUCAAGUUCCAGAUGGCCCAGCAGUGCUUCCAGAAUGAGUAUUUUGACAGUCUGCUGGGUGCUUGCAAACCGUGUCAUCUGCGAUGUUCCAGUACCCCUCCUCUGCCCUGUCACGGGUAUUGCGAUGCGAUGGAAGGAACAAACAGCAUCCUCUGGACCUGUCUGGGGUUGAGCCUGAUUGCGUCCGUGACAGUUUUUGUGCUGAUGUUCUUACUAAGAAAGAGGCGCUUCGAACCGCAAAAGGACAAGACCAAAAGCACAGGACUGGCCCCCCAGCACCAGGUGAAGGCCGACCCGGAGCACGGCGGGCUGGAGGCUGAAACGCCCCCGCAACGAGGCCGGCUGGAGUACACCGUGGAAGAAUGUACCUGUGAUGGCUGUGCCCCGGGCGGGCAGCGGGCGGACCCCGAGUCCCUCUUCCCGCUCCCCGUCAUGGAAGAAGGUGCCACCGUGCCUGUCUCCGUGAAAACCAGCAUUGCAGGCGGUGGCCUGCCUGGUGCAGAAGCCCCCGGGGCCAGAAAAGUCUGCUUCUACUAACCCGCCCUGGCCACUGGCCCUGGGGCCCUCAGGAACGCCUGUGGCUGGCCCGGAGGCCCCAGAGGGGUCUCUGCCCAUGCUGGUCCUGCAGGAUGUUCAUGCGACACUUCUGUUAGAUGCGUUUCUUCUGCGGUGUGGUGGGGAACCUUUCUCUGCAAACUUCUUUGGCUUCAUGAUAAAUUCUGAACAAAUGCGCCCUGCACGUUUCCUAGACUGCCCCAGGUCUCUGCAUCAUCAGCGUGGCUCUGCUAUGCUCCGGCUGCUCCUGAGCCUGCAGGGAGAAGCGUCCCGAGACGAAGGUGUGGCUCUGGCUUCCUGCAUCUUGGCUCACUUGCUAGGAAUCGGGCAGGAGCGAGUGCAGACGCUAAGGCGCUUGCCUUGAAUGCAGUGACCGCCCCCGCCCCCCUCCACCAGCACAGAGUCAAGGGUAGCUCUUGAGGGUCAGUGUCCUAGCCAACCUGCCCUCCCCUGCCAAAGAAAAUAGACUUAUCGAGAAAAUUGCUAGGAAGUUACGGACCUUAUCCACUGUAUUAUGCUAGCAUUCCUCCUACGCGCUGUGACGCUCACGGCCCUAUUCUGUGGCACUCGUGUCUGGCUGUCACAUGGCUGACAGUCACUUGCUGCGAUCUCGUGGAGCACUGAGCUUCCAGGAUUGAGCUGUGCACAUGCGGGACACCAGACACUUCAACUUGUGACCCAGUGUUAGGUCCCGGGAAGGGAGUUUCGCUCGCACAGUGGCCUGACCAGAUGUGAGGAUGCAAAUGCAAGGCACUCUUUAUUGCUGGGUCGAGCUAGGGUCGGUGCAGUGGAGUCUCGACCAGGACCCCGACCCAAGCUCCCGGGAACAUUAUCUAGCAUAUCUCGCUACAUAAGCAAUGUUGGCAGUUUUCCCAAGAAUUGCGACGAAGCAGUCACAAGAAGCUGUGAGCUAAUUGGUCAUGCCCACCCAUGUGUCCAGACAUUCUACUUCGCAUGGGACCAGCGAGAGGCAUCUAGGGGAUUUCCAGCUUCCGCCAAGGACAGUCUUGAGGAAUGUUUUCUCGGGGGAGAGGGGGAACAGAAACUUAGGCCUCCUGCUUGUUUUGUUGAAGUGCAACAAACAUCCGAGGUUCUUUCUCGGCCUUGCACCAGAAAAUUCGACCCCUGCCCACAUGCCAAACAGGCUAACCAGAGAGCAGGCGCUGCCAAGGGGCGGCUGAGUCUGGGUGACGUAACAAUGCAUUUGGGAUGUCCUUGAGAGGGUCCUUGCUUUGUAACCUCGACAACCUGUGAAUGUCCUCUAAAGCCGCUCCUGUCCUUGAGGUGGUGUUACCUCGCUCUGCAGAUGCUAUGCUUGAGGAUUUCUGCUUCUGUUCUCCCACAGGCCUCCUGCUAAUGCCCCGCCCUCUGCCAGAUACUUUAUAAAAAUGAGC